Messenger RNA from Stegostoma tigrinum, 1839 nucleotides. It is a transcript of the gene ddah1, whose product is annotated as dimethylarginine dimethylaminohydrolase 1. NCBI's taxonomy places the organism in Eukaryota, Metazoa, Chordata, Chondrichthyes, Orectolobiformes, Stegostomatidae. The coding region runs from base 195 to 1046 and encodes 283 amino acids. The record is from RefSeq and is a predicted model, not a curated record. The transcript is spliced from 6 exons. Gene Ontology annotation, molecular function: dimethylargininase activity; amino acid binding. Gene Ontology annotation, biological process: positive regulation of nitric oxide biosynthetic process; arginine metabolic process.
GUGAGGAUAAAGCGGGAUACGAGGGCGGAGUGAGGAUCGGGGACGCGCAGGGAUGAGAGGGCGCGGUGCCGCCAGCCUGUUAAAUAGAGAGUGAGUGAGAGAGACCCAGAUAGAGACAGAGGGACAGAGAGAGAGACAGAGACAGAGACAGAGACAGAGACAGGGACAGGGACAGGGACAGGGACAGGGACAGGAUGACCAGCUCCGGCGCUGUGUUCGGUCGCUAUAAUGUGGCUAUCGUGCGGGAUCUGGCGGAUUCCCUGGGGGAACAGGCUUUGCGGAUGAGCAAGGAGGAGGAGCAGAGUGUGGAUAUGGAGAAGGCUCGGCAGGAACACAAGUUUUACACCGAUACCCUGCGCUACCAGCUCGGCCUGGAGCUGAAGGAGUUGCCGGCAGUGGCGAGCCUCCCGGACUGUGUGUUUGUAGAGGACACUGCCGUGGUAUGCGGGGACACCGCGUUAGUGACCCGGCCCGGGGCCCCCAGCCGCCGCCCAGAGGUGGAAGCUACGAAGAAAAUUCUGAAGGAACUGAAUUUUAAUAUCGUAGAAAUAAAAGAUGAGACAGCAACUCUUGAUGGUGGGGAUGUCCUGUUUACAGGGAAAGAAUUUUUUGUUGGUCUUUCGAAGAGAACCAAUCAGCAAGGUGCUCAAAUUGUGGCAGAUGUUUUUAAGGACUAUGCAGUUUCCACAGUUGAAGUGACAGGUACUCUGCACCUGAAGACUUACUGCACUAUGGCAGGUCCUGGUCUGAUUGCCAUUGGCUCCAGCCCACAUGCUCAGAAUGCUCUGAAGCAAAUGCAGGAGAUGAGUGAGCACAGUUACAACAAGCUAACGUUGCUAGAUGAUGAAGCUGCAAACUGUGUUUACCUCAACAUCCCAGAGAAGGGGCAUGUUCUGCUGCACCGAACUGCUAAGGAGUUUCCAGCAAGCGCUAAGGAAUUUGAGAAACUGAAGGACUACACGUUGAUUCCAGUCACCAACACUGAACUGGCCAAGGUUGAUGGAGGUCUCACUUGCUGCUCCAUCCUUCUCAACAAAUGCACUUGAAAUAUGGAGUUCCUUUGUUUUCUAACAAGAAAGGGAUAUUUCUUUAGAUUGGCAAUAAUGUGAUUACUAUAUAACUGAACCUAUUCUGAAAUUACAAUCUUUACAUUAGUUCUUCUAAACCCUUCUCUUCCACUAUGCUCUGAACGCUCUGUUUUGUAAGGCUGGGCUCGAGUAGACUAUUACUGUCACCUUGUGAUUAAAACUAUGUAUAACUUCGUUUUCUUUGAAUGAACUGCUUAGAAACUCUGAUGAAGAUAUAUAUAUAUAUAUAUGUUUGUGUAUGUAUGCAUAUAUAUAUAUUCAGAUGUUAAAAGGGUGAAUCUAAUCAUAUAAGAGAAUUAUUAGAGUUUUUAUUUCGAUACUGCAGAGGUGAUUGUUUUAUAAGUGAGGAUUAGGUUUUCUUUAUUUUGAUUCUGUAGGCAGCUUCCUUCUUUCUCCCACGAAUUAAAAAAUUGCUAGUUAAUAUUUCACAGCACCAGUUUUGGAAUACAACGCUUGGCAACUUGCAUGCCUUAAACGGUCUCCUCCGUUUGCAUUCCACAACCUCCUUUGACAUUGCACAGAUCUUAAUGAAUAAUUCUAAAAGAUCCAGUUCCAUUUUGCCUUAGAUCUUACUUGGGGAAAUGGUUCUGUUUAAGUCAGACUAACUUGUUUGCCCAGUGUGUGUGUCAAAGGCAUCUCUGUCUUCAGUUUGCUGCAAAGCAUUGCCAGUUCUCACUGUGGUCAAGUUUGAUUGCUUGUUGUGUUCUUCAUCUGCUUCAUGUGAAUGAAAUAAAAGCCAUUGUCAAUGCUA